This is a messenger RNA of Vigna unguiculata (cowpea), 1452 nucleotides long. RefSeq lists its product as uncharacterized. Lineage: Eukaryota; Viridiplantae; Streptophyta; Magnoliopsida; Fabales; Fabaceae. Gene Ontology annotation, molecular function: protein binding. The record is from RefSeq and is a predicted model, not a curated record.
AUUACCCUUGUAGGGUAUGACUAAACCAAUGGAAUAGGGAUGAAGAAGAUGGGCACGAAUAUGGGAACCCAUUCAUUCCAUUCGCUGAAGCUGUGGAGAAUUAAUUCACAGAAUAGUAGAGUGCUUGUGUUAUAAGUUUUGGGUCUGAUUGGUUGAAGAAAAAGCGACGAUGUGAAAAGUUGAAGUGAUGGAAGAAGGGGAUGAGGGAAGAGAGGAGAAGGUAAGUGGGAUUGGGAAGGUUCCAGAUGAUGUGUUGAUAGAGAUAUUGGUGAGAGGGGGAAUAGGAGAGUGGGAACAGAUAGCAUGCGUGAAUAAGCACUGGGCCAAUCUCCUCAGCUCCCACAGUGAAUGCUUCUGGCAAGCUGCACUUUCUUACCAUUAUCCACUCAUGGCAGUUCCUUCUCUCCCUCUUCCAUGGCCUGGCCCCAUUCCUGUACCCAACAACUCCAAAACCAGAUUCACGGCUUUAUACAUUGCUCAACGCAUUUUUGCUUCCCAUCCUCAAAAUUUGCAGCUGCACCACCACUUUCACGAGAUCGUUGGCCACACUUAUCUCUUCUUGAAACGCCAACUUCAACUUUUCAUUAUGCCUCCCCACAGUGGAAUUCUUCAUGGAACCGUCAUUGAUCAGUUCAUUGCCUGCGGCGAGUCCAGAGACAUCGCCCACCAACUUGCUUCUCGGAUUUGGCUUGCUGUUCUCCACAAUUUGGACGACAACCACCACACAUUUUCCAUGCUUAAACGCCUUGCCCAUGAAGGGGAUCGUGAUUGUACAUGCCAUCAUCUAAAUUGAAAUCACAGGUAGCAAUUUCAAAUGUGUAUAUGUUCUCUUGCUGGCUAUUUGUUAGGUAAUUCACCUGUCAUUAGUACGUUCGUUUGUUAUGGUCAUUUCCCUUGAAUAGUUUUAGUUGUUGUUUUGAGCAGGUUUUUCUUCCAUUCCCUUACACCAGAUCAUUAGAAGUACAGUGGAGGGUGUUUGAGAAGCUUUUUACUGAUUUUCGUGAUUGCUUCAACCAAUCAGAUUAUUAUGAUAUGUUGGCAUGUGCCAAAAGCAGGUUUCAGCAUAUACCAUCUUCUUGGUUAGGUUACUAGCAAAUACUAAUCAACCUAACCUUUCUGCUGAUAAAAUGGGCCUUUUUCUUUUGGAAAAAAAAAAGUAUAUAUACCUUCAUUCACGUAUCCCUAGAAUGAACCAGCUCUGAAAUCCCAAUGAAUCACAUCAAACGCUUUUGCUCCCAUUUUUCUCUUGGUGCGUCCUUCGAUUGCAAGGGAAUUGUACUAUUAUAUUUAGAACUUCAUUUAAAUGUGCUAUUGGAGUAGACAAAUUUUCUAACAUAUCUAAUGAUUUGUAGUAAUUGGAACUCUUGAGUUGUUUGCUUCUUCGAAUAUUUAGUUUGUUGGGUGAGAAACUUUUGUUGAACUAACAUUGCAUUUGGGAAUUUAGCUCUAAAA